Molecule: messenger RNA, 2946 nt
Organism: Vespa mandarinia (Asian giant hornet)
Lineage: Eukaryota; Metazoa; Arthropoda; Insecta; Hymenoptera; Vespidae
Product: ras-interacting protein RIP3-like
Source: RefSeq, a predicted model, not a curated record
UCUCUCUCUCUCUCUCUCUCUCUCUCUCUCUCUCUCUCUCUCUCUCCCCCGUCCCUCCCUCGCUCCCCCCUUCUGUUUCUUAUUAAAUUCACUUUCAUAAUACAUAACGUACGCGUCUUAAAAAAUAAUACACAAAAGUUGUUCGCCGCCGCGCCUGUCGUCUUUAUUAAUCGUCGUAACUAUAACUACGGGAAGGAUCUUUCUACGUUUGUAUCACGCUCAAAAGCGUGUCUAAUAUGUAGUAUUAUGCGAGAUGUUUGACGCGAAUCUCGUCGUAGUCGUCGUAGCCUCCUCUUACGCAACAGGUCGCGUGAAUAUAAAUACAAACAGUUCGGAUAAAAGUUGAGAGAAGCCGAAUUUUCUCACGUGUUCUCGCCAAAUAUAUUUCAAGGGAAAGACGCAGAGAAAGAGAGAGAGAGAGACAGAGAGAGGAGAGAAAGAGAGAGAAGACAACGAAUAGAAAGAGAAAGGGAGAAAGGCUGAAAGGGAGAUAGAAAAAAAACCACCUUCAAGGCAGACCGUGCAUUUCUAACAAGGGAAAUGUCUGUGACGUUUAAUGUGGACGAUAAAAGAAAAAGAAAGAAGCAGAACCACGAAGGAAGUGAAGAAGAGGUAAAGAGAGAAAGAGACGCAUGUAUAGCGUACCUACGUCUGUGAUAUACCAACCACGAAGGAGGGAGACGAAGAUAUAUAUAUAUAUAUAUACACAUGCAUAUAUACAUAAAGAAGAAAAGUGAGAGAGAGAACGAAAUCGAAGAGAAGAAUUAAGAGAGAGAGUGCGAGAAAGAGAAAGAAAGACGCGCGUCGCGGAUCACGAGAACGCGCGUCCACGACGUUGACGCCGAAACCGAAGAGAAGGUGGAGAAAGAGGACAACGACGACGACGAGGACGAAAAGAACGAAGAGCCGGCUAGUAGUACCGUACGGAUGUGAGGGUGCGCGCGUGGACGAGGUACCUUCUCUCGCGAGAGAGCGCGAGCGUGCCCGGUCUCGCUCGCGCGCACGCGUGUGCGUGUGUGUGCGCGUCGUGAGUAACCUCUCGCCGUCGCCACCGCCGUCGCCACCGCUGCCGCUGCUGCCGGUUGUACCCGUAUCUUCCUUUCUCUCUCUCCCUCGUUGCCGUUGCCGUUGUCGUUGUCGUAGUCAUCGUAUUCGUCGUUGUAGUCGUCGUUGCUGUUGCUGGUGGAUAAACGACGAGGGUACGAAGAGGAGAAGGUGGAGGUAGUGGUGGAGGAGGAGUGAAGGAGGAGGGGAGGAGGAGGUGGAGGUGGAGGAGGAGGAGGACGUUAACGUAGGAGCCGCGUACGUGUACGCGCGUACGAAAUGUCGGAACACCACCGCGUAGCCGGUGGCUGGGCUACGGCCAACCCUGGAAACCGCGAGGAUGCAUCCGGCGGUGCCGCUUGGUGGCCUUCCGGCAUGAACGCCGUCUCUGCUGCCGAACAGCAACAACAGCAACAGCAGCAGCAAGCACAGCAGCAACAACAAAACCUCCAUCAGCAUCUGAUGAAUCAGCAGCAGCAGCUCAAUCAGCAGCAGCAGCAAGCACAGCAACAACAACAGCAGCACCAUCAGCAACAACAGCACCAACAACAGCAGGACAUUGUCAGAAGUACUGCUGCGGGGACGCAGCAGCUUUUCUCCUAUAAAAUGGCAUCCAGCUUUCAAAAUCCGGCAACGACCGGUACGCAAUCGAGCCCCGUCUCGACGUCGACGCCUGUUGGCUCCUGCAUGAGGGGUGGCUACGACUUCAGACUCGGCAACGCUCCCGGAUCGGGCGGCGGUGGCGUACCCGGCACUCCGUCCGCGCCACCGCCCGGCGUACAGUGGUGGUAUCCAGGCGGUGUUAUGGACGCGGCCGCUCAGAACAACCUUCAUCAACAGUUGCAGUCGCAGCAGCAACAACAGCAACAUCUAUCGCCGAUUACCACGCAAACAUCUACGCCCCCCGUCAUGUCGCCGGUAUGUUCGACGAUCGCGUCGUCUUCUUCUUCUUCUUCGACAACGAUCGACUCUACAUCGUCGUCUCACGCACGCUCUUUCUCUUCCCAUCCCCCCACCCCGCCCAACGCUCUUUUUCACCCCGUAUCUACCCAACUUCUCUUCCAUCCGCCUUUCUUGCUUCCAUCUUUUCGCUUUUCUCUUUCCUUCCUUCCUUCCUUCCUUCCUUCCUUUCUUCCUUUCUUCCUUCCUUCUUUCCUUCCUUCCUUUCUUUCUUUUUCUUUCUUUCUUUCUUUCUUUCUUUCUUUCUUUCUUCCUUCCUUCCUUCCUUCCUUCCUUCUAACUUUCACGUUUCUACCCCGUUCACCGUCAUAUUUUCGCGAAAAAGAAACGAAAAGUAAGGGAGGCUUUCGCGUAGCAGGCUUCGCGCGUAGAUCGAUCGUAGCGAAUUACGCAUGAAGCUCGCACGCUCGCUCUUUCACUCGCUCACUCGCUCGUUCGUUUUUUCGUUCGUUCGUUCGUUCGUUCGUUCGUUCGUUGCUCGCUCGCUCGCUCACUCACUCGCUCGCUCGUUAGUAGCUCGCUUGUCCGAUCGAUCGCGCGCUUCGUAACUUCACAACCGAAGCUUCUCUCUCUUUCUGGGUCUCCUGACGCCGUUGUUAUUACCUAUCAUGCUCGAAGCCACUAUCGUUUUCCAUACGUUUUUCUUCUCUUUUUCAUUAGUUAGUUCGUUCGUUCGUUCGAUUGUUCGUUAUCAUCGUUCCUUCUCGUUUCCCUUCUCGCGAUCGUUUUUCUACAUUGAGGAAAUCAUUUUCAAUUUUUUUUCUGUUCUUUUUUUAAAUUUUCUUCUUGUUUUGUUCUUCCUUUUUGUUUUUUUUCUCUUCUUAUUUUUUUUCCUCUUUAAAACGCCCGCUCAAGAGGACGCGCGAGAUUCCGAUCGUAAAAAGGAUCGUGAGGGAGGCUCUCGGUAGUUACUGUCGCCGUUGGAAAACUGGUUUGUUUAGG